AUGAAACGCAUAAUAGAGUAUCAAAUUUACCACUUGAGGCGCACACACACACAUGCGCGGGGCGAGCUUUUCACGUAUACGAAGCUUUUGUGCCGGGGGCGGCGGGCGCACUAUAAAAAGGCGGGCCGACUGUGCAGCCCCACAUUCCCGCAUCCACUCUCCAAAGCGACACACGCUCCAUCGCAAACACCUCCAACUGACAACAUGUCUUACUACGCGAACAACGAAUACAUCAUCUCCACGAACAACUCGAUCAACGAGAACAAAUACAACAGCGAGAAGAUGAAGAACAGCGGCCUCAAGGCGCUACUGAAGCCUCUGAUGAGGAUCAUUAAGAAGACGACCAAACGCGCGCCAGUGAAGGCGUGCGACACGUGCUACGAGAGCGAGCAGAACUCUGAAAACGAGCUACUCGAAAAGAAGAUCUACGAGGAAAUGGCCGCCGGCUCAAGCGCCGCCUUCCUCGUGUGCAAUCAGGACGAGAGCUACGACCUGGUGCCCGUACCACGGGAGGACUUCUACAUACCUGUCCACUUCGCUCGCACAGACGCGGGCACGUUCUUCUGGACGACUGUCACCAAGAAUGAUGGCGACUUCGCAGCGGCAUCGUGCUACACCGCGUGCCAGACGGCGGAACAACAGCACCCCGUUCUCCAAGACCGCUGGGUACAAGCC
Iphiclides podalirius (scarce swallowtail) is the source of this 675-nucleotide messenger RNA. The record is from the annotation of a GenBank genome assembly. Lineage: Eukaryota; Metazoa; Arthropoda; Insecta; Lepidoptera; Papilionidae.